Cladophialophora immunda is the source of this 731-nucleotide messenger RNA. RefSeq lists its product as uncharacterized. The transcript has a single exon. Bases 33 to 731 code for a protein of 232 amino acids. The record is from RefSeq and is a predicted model, not a curated record. NCBI's taxonomy places the organism in Eukaryota, Fungi, Ascomycota, Eurotiomycetes, Chaetothyriales, Herpotrichiellaceae.
AUAAUAUGUAGACUGCUCUCGCCUGUGUGCGGAUGUGCCAUUGUUUCUACCUUUCUAUACGAACAAGAGAUUACAAGAGUAGGCGCUUUUCAUGCGUGAGAUCUUGUCGACUUGACCAGACCCGUGGACCUUUGCCCAAGGGAAUCGAAAGAAGAGAAAGGGAGGGGAACACAAUGGCCACAACAGCUCUUCUAGUCUGCGACAUACAAAACGGCAUUGUCGACCGGGUCCAAAGCCAGGACACCGAGUCGUUCCUCCAGCGCCUGUCCGAAACAAUCGAAGCAGCACGCAAGGCUGGGAUCCAAGUCAUCUACGUGAGGGUGGCAUUUCGGCCUGGAUGCCCCGAGGCAUCACUACGCAACGCGUCGUUCGCGCGGAUCAAAGCCCACGGGGGAUUCACAGAGAGCGAUGCGUCGACGCAAAUCCAUGCUGCUGUGGCGCCGCGGGAGGGCGACAUCGUAGUCACCAAGCGGCGGGUGUCUGCGCUCUACGGCACGGAUCUGGACCUCAUCCUUCGAAGUCUCGGCAUCGAAACACUGGUCAUCAGCGGCCUCAGUACGAGCGGCGUGGUUAUGUCGACGGUGCGUCAGGGGGCGGACAUGGACUACAAACUGGUGGUGCUGGAGGAUCUGUGCCAGGAUACGGAGCAGGAGAUGCACGAUGCGGCGAUGAAGGUCAUUGGGAAGCAAGCGCAGGUGGUCGGCUCGGCAGGUUGGGUUGCUCAGUUGUAG